This is a messenger RNA of Botrytis cinerea B05.10, 2900 nucleotides long. RefSeq lists its product as hypothetical. Gene Ontology annotation, biological process: carbohydrate metabolic process. Lineage: Eukaryota; Fungi; Ascomycota; Leotiomycetes; Helotiales; Sclerotiniaceae. The coding region runs from base 342 to 2741 and encodes 799 amino acids. The transcript has 11 exons. Gene Ontology annotation, molecular function: hexosyltransferase activity; UDP-glycosyltransferase activity. The record is from RefSeq and is a predicted model, not a curated record.
GUCCCAAUAACAAAGCUGGAGAUGCAUUGAUAUCCUUUGCUGAGACUAAAUACGGCCAAUACCGUAUCAAUGCACUGCAUUUAUGUACCUAGGUAGGUACUCUUUUGAUAGUUAUGGUCUAGUCAAGUGUGCCUAGGUCAGUAGAAAGUGUUGCGCACAUUUCUCGCACCGUUUUCUUUACAGCUCAUUCUUUCUUUCAACAACAAACUUACAUAUACGUACGCGGUUUUAUUUGGGAUUUUCUGUCUAGAUUCUCUGUCUAGGUUCUCUGUCUAGGUUCUCUGUCUAGGUUCUCUGUCUAGGUUCUCUGUCUAGGUUCUCUGUCUAAAUUCUCUGAUAUCAUGGGCAAUCCUGAACAGCAUCCAAGGAAGAGUGAGAGUUUCAAUUGGGAUGCUCCUCCUCCCUACGAAGAAUUGUACGCGUUCGGCAAUGAAGAGUCUGGUGUCUCUACAUCAGUCCAAGACAAUGGACGAAUUAGUAUGGCAUUCGUGGGCAAUACCUCACCACUGCCUCCAAUCUAUGUAGCCGAGAAUGUACCGCAAGUAAAAUCAGAGCCCGUGAAAUUGUAUCCUAGACUUAAUAUAGUCAUUCAGGUAGUUGGAAGUCGAGGCGAUGUUCAACCUUUUAUAGCCUUAGGCAAUGAACUUCAACUCGCCGGUCAUCGGGUGCGCAUUGCUACUCAUGAUGUAUUUCAAAAAUUCGUACGAGAUGCCGGUUUAGAAUUUUACGCAAUUGGUGGUGACCCGUCAGAAUUAAUGGCAUACAUGGUCAAAAAUCCCGGAAUCUUUCCCAAAAUCAGUACCUUGGCCAGUGGAGAAAUAUCUAAGAAAAGAAAAAUGAUAUCCGCCAUGCUUGAAGGAUGUUGGCGAUCCUGUAUCGAACCCGAUCCCGAGACUGGAGAACCAUUCAUCGCAGAAGCGAUUAUUGCAAAUCCACCUAGUUUUGCUCAUAUACAUUGUGCUCAAGCACUGGGUAUUCCAGUGCAUCUUAUGUUUACUAUGCCAUGGACGGCUACAAGAUCAUUCCCUCACCCACUUGCAAACAUUCAAUCUAUUGAAACAGACCCUAAAACUGCGAAUUUUCUUUCUUAUGGAUUGGUUGAUACGAUGACUUGGCAAGGGCUGGGAGACGUAAUUAAUCGUUGGAGGAAAAACUCUCUGGAUCUCGAACCAGUCCCCGUGAUGGCCGGUCCUCAUUUAGCAGCUUCUCUCGAUAUCCCAUUUACAUACUGUUGGUCACCAGCACUUGUACCGAAACCACAAGAUUGGCUCCCACAUAUAGAUGUCUGUGGAUUCUUCUUUCGUCCGCCCCCAUCUUACGAUCCUGAUGCGAGGAUUUUAGGAUUUCUUGAAGCAGGUCCACAACCAAUCUAUAUAGGAUUUGGAAGCAUUGUAAUGGAAGAUCCCCAAAAAAUGACCGCGACGAUCAUGGCUGCAGUUCAAAAUUGCGGUGUCAGAGCAAUUGUAUCAAAAGGUUGGAGUAAACUUGGACAGGAGGUUGAGAAUGAGAAUGAGAAUGUUUUAUUUAUUGAUGAUUGUCCUCAUGAAUGGCUAUUCAAACAUGUUUCGGCGGUUAUACAUCAUGGUGGAGCAGGAACAACGGCGUGUGGAUUACUCAAUGGUCGUCCUACAGCAAUCGUACCAUUUUUUGGCGAUCAACCAUUCUGGGGUAACAUGGUCGCAGCAGCCGGUGCCGGUCCCGCACCUAUAGAACAAAAAUCCCUUAACGUCACAACUCUCUCCAAUGCCAUCAAAUUUCUCCUCUCCCCCGAUGUAGUAGCCGCAGCACAAACCCUCGCCUCAAGAAUCCAACACGAAAACGGCGUGAAAGAAGCCGUUAAUUCAUUCCAUCGUAAUCUUCCCAUCAAAGCCCUCAGUUGUGGGCUCCUGCCCCAACAACCCGCAACAUGGUAUUGGAAAAAGGGAAAAAAACAUCUCAACUUAUCUCACCAAGCAGCCGCCAUUCUUGUCGAGAAGAAGAAAAUACACGCCUCUGAUCUUUCCUUAUACAAACCCCGCCCCCUAACCAUCAUUAACCGCCGAUGGGACCCCUGGACAGCUACCACCUCAGCCGCCUUCGACGGCGCCAUCGACAUCACCCGCGCCAUAACCAACAUCGGACUUGACUACCGCACCGAAUAUACGCGCGCUCUAACUCGACCACCCAGCAAAAAGCAAAACGAAACCGGCACCGAAGUCGCCUCAUCACGGAACCCUCUGCAAGCAGGCUCCAUCGCGGUCGGGAAAGGGUUCGGAAAGGUAGGCAUCGCAAUGGGUAAGACGGCGAUUGAUCUACCCCUCGCGUUUGCGGAUGGCUUUCAUGCGUUGCCGGCGCUGUAUGGGGAUAAACCGAGGGAUUACGGACAGGUGAAGGAUUGGAAGAGUGGGGGGAUUAAGGGAGCUAAGAGUAUGGGCUAUGGAAUCGCAGACGGCUUCACAGGAUUUUUUACACAACCUAUUGAAGGUGCCAUGAAAGAAGGCGGAAAGGGAUUCAUGAAGGGUCUUGGAAAAGGCACGGUGGGGUUCCUUACUAAGCCUGCUAGUGGCAUCUUCGGUUUCGUCUCCUACCCCGCCCUCGGACUCUACAAAUCGCUCAGCACAUCUACGCACCAAGGAACACAAGGCAAAAUCCUAUUAGCACAGCGGGAAUACGGUAUGCAUCUUGCGAUGACACAGCAGAUAUCCGAGGAAAUGGCAGAGAAAAUCGUAGAGCAGUUUGAGUGGGUUAUUGAGGGGAUCUAGGAUAUUGUGACUAUUGUUGAAAGGAUUCACUGUCCUGCAUUCAUAUUAGCUGGCUAGCUGGCUAGCGUUAUUCAUCAAGAGAUAUAUCUUCUCUUGAUUCCAUAGUCUCGAUACGAAAAAUAGUAAUAAUAAUAAUGAUAACAUCAUAGAGAACGGACA